AUGGACACAGAGAAUACGAAGAUAAGUGGCACUUCUUCUGUGCCUUUGCACGAAAAUGCUUAUCGAAGUUUUGGCUUUCCGCCAUCGCUACCAUCACCAUCUUCAUCUAUCUCAGAGUUUGCCAUGGAUCCUAAUAUGAAUCCUCCUUUAGAUAUAACUUCAUUUACCCCAGUUGCAUUUGGAUCCUCAGAAUUACUUACAAAUUCGCUAAUCUGCAAAAGGACGAAGAAGGAAAGGAACAGUGUCAAGCCUCAUCCUAAGUCCAUCAUGCAUCUCUUAACCUUGACAACAAUACCUCAACACACGGGAGUUUCUGCGACCAACCAGAGUAGUCUUGCAGGACUUCCAGAAUCAGCAUCUCAAUCCAACUCUGCAGCUCCAAUUCUAGGAGUUGCAUCGCGGAAAAGUAUUCCUGAGAAUAAAUACUCGAACGGAAUGGUGGCAUCUGAAUAUAAUAAGUUGAGUGCGAUUGUUGACAGACAUCAUGCAGGUCUUCCAAUAUUACAGCCCUCUUCGUCUCUGCCCUCGCCAAUUACGAGCGGUGGUUCAAGUAUGAACACGAUUAGUUGCAAGGAUCAAUAUGUCGGCCCAUUGACGAUAUCUGGUCACCCGGGUUUAUUUGCGACCUUGCGCAAGACAUUUACAGAGGAUACAGAAUCGUCUUCCCUUCCGCCGAAUGAACAAUCUAGCUUGAUUUUUGAUACAGAUGGCACUACAUACAAACCACUCGAAUCAUCAAAGGCAUGGAAAGUGACGAGAGUUUGUGAACUGUUGCUCAGAGCUGUUGCAAACAUCGAACCUGAUAAUGUCGAAGGCCAUGUCGAAAUUCUGGAUUUCUAUUUACAAGAGUACCCUUUGCAACGCUUGGUAAUUUUAAAGGCUCUUGAAAAUGCUGGGAACUAUUUUCGCAAAUUUUCCAAAGCUAUGUCUGCCCAUUCAAGUAAACCAUACAGAGAGCAGUGUAUGCUAAGUGAUAAUUUCAAAAAAGAGAACCCGAUACCUUCAGUUAUACGUCCUCUGCUACCCUUCGCAUCUAUAGCAGCCCGCUACGUCAGAAAUACUAAGUCUACUCAUCGAGGAGGAAAAUCAUCACUGCACACCUAUCAAUACCAUUUCCAUAACGAAUAUAGAUGCGAUAUCAAGCAUGAAAAUGAAAGUUUCCCGUUGGGUUUCAAUCCAAUCUUGAUGCACGCUCUCGGAAAAUGUAGCAGACAUCGUCUUCGAAACGAGAAGCAAAAGAGACAUAAGAUAUACAUGAAACAGGUCAAGAAGGGAUUGUCGCAUGUGCAUAGGAAUCCGUUCUUGUCCGAGGAAAUCAUCAAGGAAUGUGGGGGAGAAAGUUAUGCAGAGCUGGAAGGCAGAUUCGAGAUGGAUGACAUGAGAAAUGCUGCAUAUUGGGAGAUGACUACUCGACAAAUUGAGGAGAAGCCUACUCGAAAAGAUAGAUAUUCUGUUUUCAGGGAACGUCCGUCGCUGUUAAGGGAGGAACUGCCAAAAUUAGACGAUCAUUGGAUUCCUGACUCUCUGAUGCCAUAUAUGAAGAUAUCUGGACAAAUUAGGUUAAUCAAGUUCGAAUCAGAAAUCGUGCGAGCCAGCAAGCGCAAGCAGGAUACUGAUAAGGAUGCAGAGGAAGAGGAAAGAGAAGUUUAUGAAUCUCGAUGCAAAGCUAGAAAGCCCGAUUCUAAGAAAGUGGAAGCUCGGGUGGCUCAAUGGGAGAGGAAAUAUAAUGCAGCGAAAAAGCAGACCCUGAAGGAAUAUGAAGGAAAGAUGAAAGAAGAAGAUGAAGAAAUGCGGAAAAUAACUGAAGAAAAGGAAGCUGAAGAGGAACGGGAACGAUUACGGGAGGCGCAAGAGAAGAGAAUCAGGGAGAAGGCCAUCCAGAGAAAGGAAAAGGAUGAGCGAUUGUAUAUGGAACGAGAGCGUUCAAAGGUCCGUGCAAAGGAGGGACGGGAGAGGUGGAAAGAAAAGAGAGAUAAUUUGAGAUGGGAAAAUAGGGAGAGGUCUGAUUGUCGUGUUACACAAGCAUGGAUAGAUCUAGGUGCUGAUCUGGCUCGUGUUGGAAGUUGGGAUUGA
Molecule: messenger RNA, 2073 nt
Organism: Botrytis porri
Lineage: Eukaryota; Fungi; Ascomycota; Leotiomycetes; Helotiales; Sclerotiniaceae
Exons: 3
Coding region: 1-2073 (690 amino acids)
Source: RefSeq, a predicted model, not a curated record